Molecule: messenger RNA, 1143 nt
Organism: Hylaeus volcanicus
Lineage: Eukaryota; Metazoa; Arthropoda; Insecta; Hymenoptera; Colletidae
Gene: dpr1
Exons: 4
Coding region: 632-1102 (156 amino acids)
Biological process (GO): synapse organization
Cellular component (GO): neuron projection membrane
Source: RefSeq, a predicted model, not a curated record
UCGGGAAACUAAGUCCGUUUCCUCGUGUGCGAUCGCGCUGUGUGUAUUCCACUGUACGAUCCCGAAACGUCUAACGCGAGUGUGCACGGAGGAAAAAGCACGCACGAAAUAAAUCGCUUUUCUUUGGCGCAGUCGUUGGAAGUCGUAAAGCAUGAACUCGAUGGCGAAAUCAAUUUCGCAAAUCCAUCGUGCAAAAAGCACGAAGCUUUGCGCUUUACGCCGCGGACGGCGCGUCGCGUCGCGACGCUCCGACAGAUCUCUUGCGAUACCGUGAAAGCGUUCCGGGGCUCUCGAACGUGUUUAUUUAAUAGCUCGCGAAUAUCUAUGACUCACUGAAUCAUAGAUCAUCACGUUUACUUCGUACGUUAGUCGUAUCCGAGAGUUCGUCGGGACAAGUAACGCGAGUUAUGCGAGUGUCUUUAAUAAUAAGUUCUACGUGUCUUUAUUCCACAACCAUAAAUAUCAUUUGAAAUAGCGGUAAGUGGUAUCGUUCGAUUCGUUGGAAACUCGGUGCGAUCGCUGCUGACGUUUCGCGAUUUCGAAAAAUUAAAACUCUGUUCGAAAGGUCGCCAUUCUCGCGUAGUUGAAAUUAUACCGGGGACUGUGACCAGCCAAGUGAACAGCCUGAGAGAUGAAGACUUUCAGCGCUGCUUCGAGGAGUGAAAGAAACGUCUCCAUCGAGGCAAGAGCCAGGAUAAGCGGCCCGUCGGACAUCUACGUAAAAACGGGAAGCCUACUGACGCUGACGUGUCAAAUGUCCCAAGGACCUCACGAUUUGGGCACGGUAGCUUGGUACCGUGGCAGCCAGCCUGUGGUAACGUCGCCUCGUUCCGAGAACGAUGUCUACGGUGAACCACGAGUUGCCGUCGAAACCGAGUGGAGCGACGCCCUCACGUCAAGGUUGAGGAUCACUCGUGUCAAGCCGAACGACUCUGGAAACUAUAGUUGCGUGCCCACCGUGGCGGAGAGGGCCAGCGUCAACGUGCACGUCAUCAACGGAGAACAUCCAGCUGCGAUGCAGCACGGAAACACGGCAGCAGGCUCGCCAACGUCGAAGACGGUUCUCGUGAUGCUCGCCUUCUUCUUGGGUCAAUUGAGAUAAUGUGUGUUUCCGAUCCGUGGCCGAGUGUGUGUGUGUGUGUG